AUGUCAGACGAGGAGAUAUUAUAUAAGAUCAUUCUGGUUGGCGAGACUGCUGUUGGAAAGAGUUCUAUACUUGUUAGAUUCACAGACAACACGUUCACUCCACACUUUGCACCAACGUUGGGCGUUGACUUUAACGUAAAGACAAUUAGAAACAAGGAGACAGGACAGAUUGUGAAGCUGCAACUUUGGGACACGGCCGGACAGGAGCGAUUCAAGUCGAUCACUCAGACCUUCUAUCGUGGCUCACAUGGUGUCAUUGUCGUGUACGACACGACCGACCCCAAGUCAUUUGAGCGUUGCAGAUCGUGGAUAGAGGAGAUCAACCAAUACUCAAACGGUGGAAUGAUUAUGAUACUGGUGGGCAACAAGUCUGACCUGGUCACACAGCGCAAGGUGACCUUUGAGCAAGGCAAGGCUCUUGCCGACGAGUUGAGCAUCAAGUUCCUAGAGACCAGUGCCAAAGACAAUGUUGGUGUCAGUGCUGUGUUUGAUUCAAUCGUACAAGAUAUUGAAGUUGUUAUGAAGCACAACCAGGUUCACAACAAGAAGCUGCUGGAAGAUCCUUCGUCUCCAGCUCAACAGAAGAAGUGUCCAUGUGGCAACUAA
Messenger RNA from Acytostelium subglobosum LB1, 606 nucleotides. RefSeq lists its product as hypothetical. Bases 1 to 606 code for a protein of 201 amino acids. The transcript has 4 exons. Lineage: Eukaryota; Evosea; Eumycetozoa; Acytosteliales; Acytosteliaceae. The record is from RefSeq and is a predicted model, not a curated record. Gene Ontology annotation, molecular function: GTPase activity; GTP binding.